Talaromyces atroroseus is the source of this 1008-nucleotide messenger RNA. RefSeq lists its product as hypothetical. Gene Ontology annotation, biological process: DNA-templated transcription. The record is from RefSeq and is a predicted model, not a curated record. Lineage: Eukaryota; Fungi; Ascomycota; Eurotiomycetes; Eurotiales; Trichocomaceae. Gene Ontology annotation, molecular function: zinc ion binding; DNA binding. Gene Ontology annotation, cellular component: nucleus. Bases 1 to 1008 code for a protein of 335 amino acids. The transcript has 4 exons.
AUGGAUAGCAACUCGCCUAGGGUUUGUCUGACCUGCUUUGCCGGCAUGCUCACGCUGUUGCAACUUCGAUGUGAAUAUGAGACACCCAUUGGACCAGUGCGCGACGAUGCAGCGAGCCGGCUGAUUUGGUCUCUAGCUACGAAGUAUUCGCACCUAGUAUCCGGGAUUCGCACAACGUACGCUCUAAUGCAGUCUGAUGAUGAAUUCAUAGCCACUUACUUUUCCACUGUUCAUAAGUGGCUCCCAAUUAUUGACAGGGAUUCCCUAAAGGACUGUGCCGGCGUGCAAGCUCCUGAUCCCAACCAUCUCUUGCUGCUUAUGAGCAUGCGCUUAAUUUUACAGCGCCCUGACAGCCAACCCGAGCACGGCAUGAUGGACAAUGAACGAUAUCGCGCCACAAAACAAUUUUAUCUUAACAUGUUUAUGGAUAUAGGCUGUACUCCCUCAACCAAGUUGCUCCAGAGCGGCGUCCUUCUAGCCACUUAUGAAUAUGGACAUGGAAUGGUUGGUGCGGCCUGCCAUACGCUUAGUUUAUGUAUCUCUGCAAGCAUGGCUAUGAGUCUGCACCGGUCUAGAGCACCGUCAAGUCUACCUCCAGAUCUUUCAAUAGAAUGGUGUCAGCAGGAUGAGAUAUGUCGUGUCUGGUGGGCGAUAGUGAUAAGCGACAGGUUGUUUUCUUUAUCUUAUCCCCCAGGAACGCGUCUACCUUUGACAACGGUGGCAAAUGAGGAAGACUUCCUUAAAGAUUUGGGAGCUCCUGACGAGAGUAACAUCUUACAGGAAAAGGGCGUCUGUUUCUCAGGCAACUUUUAUCGUCAGGUGCAGGCCGCCAUAUUAACUGGACGAGUACUAUAUUCACUCCACGACACUGAAGUCUUUUCAGACUCAAGUCAGGCUCGGUUCAAAUUCCUAGAUUACCAGAUUCGAAAAGCCAUUCAGUUCGCCCUUGAAAAGGAAACCGCACAGAUAGACUCCAUUUCAGAGGCCCUUGCGCUCAACAGAAGGUAA